AUGGGGAUCAAGGACAACCGCAUGAUGAUGCGCGGUCCGCAGCGGGCCCCGCGAACCGUCAUCGACCGCGCAUUGGUCAUUCUCGUCGCGCUGAUGUGGAUCGCGGUGGCGCUGACGUGGCAAGCGGCCCGCUGGAACAUCCAGAAAGCGCAAAAGGAAGCUUCCAACCCCGACCAGCGCGCGCAAGCGCAGAAGGGCGACUGGUGGGAAGAAUCCAUGGCUGGCAAGCAGAAGGCGAAAGAAGUGGCAGCGGCGAAAGCAGCAGCAGCUAAGGAAGCUGGAUACGACAGCCAGAUUACGAUCGGCAGGAGUGGAAGGGAGUACGGCGGGGUUAACAGCGGUGAGGGGGGGUCGCGGUAUGCUGCGCGCGCAACCGUGGGCGGGGAUUUGGGGGACCGGUUGUCGCUCGGGGGGGAUGAGUUGGAAGAUUACGCUCGUCAAGAUGUUGCCGUAGUGGAUAACACUAAACGGAGACGGAUGAAAGCUAGUACCGGGGACGGGCACUCGGAUCGGUCGCGGAUAUGGCACCCCGUGACGGAAGACGACGACAUUCAAGACGUGCCUAUAGACGUGCGGUCUAUAAAGAGGAUAAGGCGGCGGACGGACAUGGACGGAGAAUUGGACUGGCCGAUCGAAGUGCCUGUAGGCAGGCGUGCGUUAGCAGCUAGUGAGGCUGAUGGAACGACUGGGCUGGAAGAGAGCCGGCAGGGAGCUAGCCUUUUGGGAGAAUUUGAGCAAGAAAGCAGAGGAGGGGGGAGAAGAAUCACACGGGAUUUUCAAAGAAGGGUGGAUGGGGGUGGAGAGGGAGAGAAGGGUGUAACAAGAGAGGCAGUAACGGAGAGGGAAGGGGGUAGAAUGGUGGAUAGGGUGGAGUAUUUGCGGGAGGUGAUUUUAGGGUUUGACACAAGCGGUAUUAAGGGGUUGGAGGAGGUGAGGGAGGAGGUUAAGGGGCGGCAUCUGGUGUUUUCAUUUGAAGAGGAAGUGAGCAGUGAUGACGUGGCGCCUGCAUCUGUUAUCAGCAGGACACCAGAGAGAUACACUGUCUCAGCUUGA
Closterium sp. NIES-65 is the source of this 1053-nucleotide messenger RNA. NCBI's taxonomy places the organism in Eukaryota, Viridiplantae, Streptophyta, Zygnematophyceae, Desmidiales, Closteriaceae. The record is from the annotation of a GenBank genome assembly.